GUGAAUUUCUGUGGUAAAAGUUAACUUUUUAAAAAACAAGAUGUCAGCGCCCGUUACCGACUUCAAGGAGUCUUUUAACGGAAACUCGCCAGAAACAGUGAAAAGUAGAGAGGAAUACAUAAAAAAUCACCCCGAUGCAAAUCUAAUAAGACCGUGCGCUACAUACUGGAGAGAAUGUGAAGCAUGCUUUGCUGCACCAUCACGUAUCAGACAGCGCUAUGUCAAUGGCAAGGACACAGACUGCACUCCCUUAUUGAAUGUCUUUGAAAAAUGUAAUGCUAUGGAGAGAGGAGGAGAGGACUCGUUGGAUGCCAUGAAUGACCUUAUAGCUUAUGAAAAACAGAAAAUGGACAAUGAAAAGAAAAUGAUGCAAGCUAACAAUGUGUGGGAGUAUCGUUCCUCACCCCCAGAAAACUGGUCAGCCCCACUUCCUGAAUUCAUUGAAGCACGAAAAGACACUCAUCUGAACAAAGUAGGGGACACGUGGGAGAAGCAGGAUCUUAGACUAACUGUCAGGGAAUGUCUAUUGACCGGGGAAUUGUGUUGUAUAUCUUGACCAAGACUGCUGUUUAUGUAUUUUAUAUUGUGAUUUGAAAGUACUGUAUAAUUGUAUGUGUAAAGAUGAUAGAUGUAUAAAGUAAACACAAAUGAAAGUUAUUUAUAAAUCAAUAUUACUGAAAUGAAUGUAUUGCAUCUUGUUU
Magallana angulata is the source of this 701-nucleotide messenger RNA. Its product is annotated as UPF0545 protein C22orf39 homolog. The coding region runs from base 41 to 556 and encodes 171 amino acids. The record is from RefSeq and is a predicted model, not a curated record. NCBI's taxonomy places the organism in Eukaryota, Metazoa, Mollusca, Bivalvia, Ostreida, Ostreidae. The transcript is spliced from 4 exons.